Messenger RNA from Bufo bufo (common toad), 2232 nucleotides. It is a transcript of the gene DNAJC3, whose product is annotated as DnaJ heat shock protein family (Hsp40) member C3. Gene Ontology annotation, cellular component: endoplasmic reticulum. Gene Ontology annotation, molecular function: misfolded protein binding; protein-folding chaperone binding. NCBI's taxonomy places the organism in Eukaryota, Metazoa, Chordata, Amphibia, Anura, Bufonidae. Gene Ontology annotation, biological process: protein folding in endoplasmic reticulum. Bases 84 to 1598 code for a protein of 504 amino acids. The transcript is spliced from 12 exons. The record is from RefSeq and is a predicted model, not a curated record.
AACUUGCUGGGAACUAGUUGAAGUGGAGCAGGACAGUUCCCUGUCACAGUGUAUAGGAGGCAGCCAGCGCAGGCUCCAGCAGCAUGGUGGCCCCCAGCGCCUGUGCCCACAAGCUCCUGUCCUUCUUCCCCUUCCUGCUCGUCCUGUUUGAUCUGCAGUAUGAAGGUGUGGAAAGCGGAAUAAAUGCAGACGUUGACAAACACCUUGAAAUGGGGAAGAAGUUGUUAGCUGCCGGGCAGCUUGCUGAUGCUUUAUCACAUUUUCAUUCAGCCAUUGAUGGAGAUCCAGAUAACUACCAGGCAUACUACAGAAGAGCAACAGCGUACCUGGCCAUGGGCAAAUCUAAAGCCGCAAUCCCUGAUUUAAGUCGAGUGAUUGAGCUGAAACCAGACUUCACAUCAGCAAGAUUACAGAGAGGACAGUUACUGCUGAAACAAGGGAAAUUGGAUGAAGCAGAGGAGGACUUUAAAAGAGUGAUGAAGUCUAACCCCAGUGAUCAAGAGGAGAAAGAAGCUACGUCACAACUGGCAAAGUCAGAUGAAAUUCAACGCACGCGUUCACAAGGAAUUGCAGCCUACAACCAAAAAGAUUACACAACUGCAGAAAGCUUGCUCAACAUUGUCUUGGAGACUUGUGUGUGGGAUGCAGAAAUUCGAGAGCUGCGGGCAGAAUGCUACAUCAAUCAAGGAGAGCCCAGGAAGGCCAUCAGUGACCUGAAAGCUGCCUCCAAACUAAAGAGUGAUAAUACAUUAGCCUUCUACAAAGUCAGCCGCAUAUAUUAUAAUUUGGGGGACCACGAGAUGUCGCUCAGUGAAAUCCGGGAGUGUUUAAAACUCGAUCCUGAUCACAAGGAUUGCUUUUCACAUUAUAAACAAGUGAAGAAGCUGAACAAACAGAUCCACACUGCUGAGGAGCUUAUACAGGAAGGAAGGUAUGAAGAUGCCAUCAGUAAAUAUGGAGGCGUUUUAAAAACCGAGCCAAAUGUCCCUAGUUAUGCUGCACUGGUCCAGGAACGUUUGUGUCACUGUUACACAAAGAAUCAGCAGCCUACCGAAGCCAUCAAAGAGUGCACAGAAUUCCUGCAGAAAGAUCCAAAUAAUGUGAAUGCACUAAAGGACCGAGCAGAAGCUUACGUGCUAGAAGAAAUGUAUGAAGAAGCUAUUCGGGAUUAUGAGACGGCACAGCAAAACAGCGAAAAUGAUAAACAGAUAAGAGAAGGUCUAGAAAAAGCACAAAAGCUCCUCAAGCAGUCCCAAAAAAGGGAUUACUAUAAGAUCCUGGGGGUAAAAAGGAAUGCCAAGAAACAGGAAAUCAUAAAAGCUUAUAGAAAGCUGGCACAGCAGUGGCACCCAGAUAACUUUCAAGAUGAGGUACAAAAAAAGAGCGCAGAGAAGAAAUUCAUUGACAUUGCAUCUGCCAAAGAAGUCUUAACAGAUCCAGAAAAGAGAAGUCGAUUUGAUGCAGGUGAAGAUCCUUUGGACCCUGAGAGCCAGCAAGGAGGAGGUGGGGAACAUUUCCAUCGAGGAUGGAACCAGUGGCAGGGAUUCAAUCCAUUCGGCUCAGGAGGACCUUUCAAUUUCAAAUUCCACUUCAACUAGAGACUAAAUUGGUGGCACUCUCACGCACCUUGCUAGCAAAGAAAAUAAAAUGUUUUGUUACAGAGCUGUACAACUUCCCCGGGAGAUUGGCUGGAUGACUGCUGUGCAGGCUUCCAGUCAAGUGCAGUAAAGUCAACCAGACACAGCUGUUUGGACACAUUGUCAGAGAAACCUUUUCAUUUUCUGAGUAUUGAAGACAGACUUGAAUUGGUGUCCAGCUAUUAUUUUUCUUCCCAAUGACAGUAUUUCUAGAGGAAGAAAUACUAAUUUAUUUACCUUCCUUCAUCAUUCAGGAACAAUCCUCAAGUAGGGAGAGUUCCAGGACCCUCAGCCAUCUGAGGACUUAUCAGAGAUACCAGCUUAUAUUAAAGUGACAGUAUAAAGCCGUGCCAAGUCUUCAUACCUAAACUGUUUACCAAGGAAUUGUUACCUACCUGAAACCAUUUUCCAAAUAUGUAAAAUGAAGGUAGAUUAUAUCUACUCUACUUCUCAGAUGUCUAGUCCUUUAUAAUCCAGACACUUUAUUCUGGAUCAGCAGACCCAUGUGUAGGUCUCCAGGAGGUUCCCGAAACCCAUUAACACAAUCCUUUACCAGCAGCAGAGGGGAACUGCUCUCAAACUGUAGUGUGCUUGU